CUUAUACAACUAUAACAUAACAUGAUACUCUUUGUGCUCUCUUUGUUUCUUUUUAUGUUCUUGUUCUGUUCUGAUGGAUUAGACAAGUUCCUAAAAACAACAUGAUCCUAAGCAACAAGGUCAUUCUAUUUUUGUAGCUGGCUAUUGUUGUGUGUUUGUUUGAACUUUGAAUUUUCUUAUUCCAUUUGUAGAAGAAUGAGUCAGAGUAGACAAAAACAAAAACAAAGACAAAAACAAAGACAAAGACAAGGUCAAUUGUUUUAGGUGGGAAUAUGGAACACAAUUGUAGACUCAAAAAAACUGCAAAUAACUAAUUUCCAUUUACUAUGUAUGUCUAUGUCUAUUACCAAUCUUUUGAACCACCCAAAUUCAUUACCUACUCAAUAGUCAAAACUAUAGCAAAAAUGCUUUAAUGGGUUUGGAUCAAUUUUCAAUCUUUUUCAUCACCCUUUUAGCAAUAUGUUAGGAGAAGAAGGAAAAGAGAAACCUUCCCCUAUCAGGAGAACCUAUUCACGUUCAGUUUCAUGGACAGAUCGUUCUCCGAAUAGCCGUAAACCGCCACCUGGAAAUAGUAAACCAAGACCACUUUUACCACCUCUUCAACCUCUCUCAAUCAACAAACGUAGCGUUGAAGAAUGGCCAAGUGCUGGAUCUGAUGAUCUUGGUGUUUGGCCUCUUCCACAAACUCCAAGAGGUUCUAUUACAAUCAAUGAACCUACCAAAGAUUUUCAGUUCAAAAGGGAUAAGUUAGCUUUCUUUGACAAAGAGUGUUCAAGAAUUGCAGAACAUAUUUACUUAGGAAGUGACACGGUUGCUAAAAACCAUGAACUUCUUAGACAGAAAGGAAUAACACAUGUGCUUAAUUGUGUUGGAUUUGUUUGUCCUGAGUAUUUCAAAAGUGAUUUUGUUUAUAAAACACUUUGGUUGCAGGAUAGUCCAACAGAGGAUAUAACAUGUAUUCUCUAUGAUGUGUUUGAUUACUUUGAGGAUGUUAGAGAACAAGGCGGUCGCGUUCUUGUUCAUUGUUGUCAAGGGGUUUCUCGAUCGACCGCUUUGGUGAUUGCUUAUCUCAUGUGGAGGAAAGGACAAAGCUUUGAAGAUGCUUUUCAGUUUGUGAAAACUGCUAGAGGAGUCACAAAUCCAAACAUGGGUUUUGCUUGUCAACUCUUGCAGUGUCAGAAACGUGUACAUGCUAUGCCUGCAAGUCCUAGUUCUAUUCUAAGGAUGUAUCGAAUGGCUCCUCACUCUCCUUAUGAUCCUCUUCAUCUUGUUCCUAAGAUGGUUAACCAACCAGGUUCAUUAGCACUUGAUUCUCGCGGUGCUUUCAUUGUUCAUGUUCCUUCUGCUAUUUAUGUGUGGAUUGGGAAAAAUUGUAACUUGUUUAUGUCAUGCAAUGCAAAGAGUGCUGCUUUUCAGGUCGUGCGUUACGAGGGAGUAAAGGGUCCAAUUCUGAGCAUCCGUGAAGAUCAAGAAUCACCCGAGUUUUGGGUUGCUCUUUCUGACGAGCAGCGUUUAUCAGAUGAUUCUGAUAAACAACUGGUGUUGUCUUCUGAAAAGAUGGAGAUUGCUAGUCUAAGGAAAGUUGAUGCUUAUGAUUUGGAUUUUGAGAUUUUUCACAAGGCAGUGUCUGGUGGGGUUGUUCCGCCUUUUUCUGUAGCUAAUGCUGGAUCAGAAACUUGUCUUCCUGCUAAAGAACAUGGUUGGGCAAGAUUGAGGAAGAAAUUUGCCAGUGGUGACAUGAAAGAAAUCUUAACCUCCCCUAAGUGGAAGUGUGAUGUGAUUAUGGAGGAAGAAAAACAAGAUUUUGUAGAUGAUGAUGAUCCUUUGUCAGCUUCACCGUCAUCAAAUCAUCCCAGUGACUGUGGUUCCCCGGAUUCCUUUGAAUGUUAUCCAACCAGCUUAGGCAAAGCAAAAGAUACUGUUGAAGACAUGGACUUGUCUGAUCAUGGUGUUGCUUCUUUGCUGCCACUAUCUCCUUCUUUUCCUUGUUUUCUAAGCAGCAGCCCAAAAUUCAAUUACAAGUCGCCAACACUUUCACCUUCAAGUUCUGAUUAUGCAAGUUCAUUUACAUUUUCACCUUCCUCUACCAAUUGGUCAGACCUGUCAUUCAUGUCUUCUCGGCAGCCAUCCCCAUCUGGCCACGAAUCAGUUGAACCAUUUUAUGUUAAAGAUGUGUCUUUCUCAACAAAUUCCUCUUUACUUAACAGAGAAGUUCUCUCUUUGCCGUCAGAGUCAUUUUCACCUGAUCACACCUUGGGAGGGGAAAACUCCUAUUUGCCAUCGAAAGGAUCUUUUCUCUCUAUUGCAGCGCGAAGAGGGAGUCAUAUACCACCUCCGAUGUUGCUAACCUCUGUCAAUGAAUCCUCUAAAGUUCGUAAGAACCUGGAGGAAUGCACCUACUAACACCAAAAGCUGGACUAAGAAUAAGCCCCCGAGUAUUUUUCCCACUAGCAUACUGAAAUCAGGACAUGUAGCUUGCAUUACAGAUGGAAAUAUGGGUGAUUUGUUCAUAUAUAUAUACCCCCAAAAAACAUGUAAUACUAAUCCGCGGAAACGGGACAUGCAGUAAACAAGGAUCAGGUGUAUGAUUAUUUCUUAAAGCCGUUCUGCGACCUUAAAAGUGCCAUUGUGGGACCAAGUGCGCUGCAUCUUGCUCUCUGAGACCAUGGCCUAUUGCCUGAAGUAUCAUCUUUCUUCCAGCGAUCCUCCUGUGCCAGCCUGGCCUUCUUUGCUUUUAAUGCCUCGUUGAUUUCCUCCCAAACGUUGACUUCUCCAUUUUCUGUAUAUAGAGAAUCAACAUAUGUAAGUGUAGUGCAGGUGCAUCAAGAUGCUUUCAUAUUUAUAUAUAAUAAACCGUGUAUUUUAAGAAUCAUAAAAUGUACAUUACCUUUAGUAGGGGCAUGGCCCUCCAUUUGUGGCUUUGAGCUUCCCGCAGCAAUUUGAUUACCCGCAAGUUUUUCAUCA
Trifolium pratense (red clover) is the source of this 2964-nucleotide messenger RNA. Its product is annotated as protein-tyrosine-phosphatase MKP1-like. NCBI's taxonomy places the organism in Eukaryota, Viridiplantae, Streptophyta, Magnoliopsida, Fabales, Fabaceae. Gene Ontology annotation, molecular function: protein tyrosine/serine/threonine phosphatase activity. Bases 460 to 2403 code for a protein of 647 amino acids. Gene Ontology annotation, biological process: protein dephosphorylation. The record is from RefSeq and is a predicted model, not a curated record. The transcript is spliced from 2 exons.